CAAGUUCACUGGUGUCUGGUGUGAGAGGUUAAAGUAGCUUCUGUAGCCUGCUAUAUAACGUCAGUUGUUUAUGUUGCGAUAUAACGCAACUGAAGGGUUUCCUGGUAAACCACAAAAUACUUGCGCUAUGAUAUAUAUAUAUAUCGCAGAGACGUAAAUAGUAUGGUAAUCUGACUUGGAUUUCAAUUUACGUUUCCCCAUUGAAACGUUUUUGCUGCUAACGCGUUAGCCAGCUAACUUUAAGUAGCCAGCUACGUUUUGUACAUUUUCUAGAAAUGGGACGAGGAGGUGGUCGAAAGCGUGGAAAAGGCCAUGGACCUCCUCCGUUUGACAUGGGUCCAAGGGGGCCUCAUCCAUUUGACAUGGGUCCAGGACCUCCACCGCCCGGUUGGUGUGGGCCGCCUGGACCUUAUGGUCCUUUUCAUGGUGGCCCAGGCGGGCCCCAUCCAGACUUCAUGGGAGAUCAUAUGAUGCACGGACCCAUGCCACAUGAUUAUCCCGGAUAUGGACCACCAGGACCAGGCUACGGGCCAAUGGGUCCCUGUGGCCCAAUGGAUGGAUAUGGACCGCCAAUGGGCCCAGGUGGCCCCAUGGGUGGAUGUUUCAAUGGACCGCCUAUGGAUGGACCAGGAUUUGGGUAUGGUCCAAGUAUGCCUGGACCAUAUGAUCCAAUGAUUGGCCCUGGACCCAUGCCACCCCCUGUUAUGCCGCCCCCUGUUAUGCCACCUCCAGGUGUAGCACUGCCACCCCCAUGUAUUCCCCCUCCUGGCAUGGUGCCUCCAGUGGACAACACCGGCUUUCCUCCACCAUGGCAAAGUGAGGCCAACCCUUAUUCUGUUCCUCCACCGUCGUGGCCCGUACCCGUGACAGCCCCACCUCCAACCGAGACAACUGCUGUGCCUGAUGUGUGGGGACUCUGCCGGGGCUCUGAGAUCCCUAAGCCUGAAGUACCCCCGACGGAAGAAAAGAAGACCAAAGACUCGAAAAAGGAGAAAAAAACAACAGGGAAGAAGACGUACAAUGACAAGCCUCCUCCACCUGGAAGAUCCAAGGGGGUCAUCUCCUUUAUUGGGCCAACAUAUGGCUUCAUCGAAAGAGAUGAUCUCCAAAAAUUUUCCUUUACUUUCGAUGCAUUUCUUGGAGUACCCAAGAACAUGAUACCUGGGGUCAGGGUGCAUUUUACAGCUUACAAAGAGAAGGCUGGAGAGUGUGCCACAGAUGUGUCUGUACCUCCAGGGGGAACUGAAGAGAUCGACUCGACUGUAAUUGAAGGAGUGGUCAUCGCUCCCAUCCCAGAGCAGCAGCCUGGUGAAAAGCAGAAACCUGGCCAAAUUGAAGCAAACAUCGAUGGCAAGGUGAAAACCCUGCUUUACUCAGACAAGGACUGCACCAUUACUCUGUUGAAGGGUGACCAUGUGACGCUGAACUUGUUAACGGACAUAGUUUCCCAAAAUACGAGAGCAACCAAUAUUCGGCCAAAGAUACCAAAUACUUUCCAAGUCACAGGGGAAAAGAGGGAGGUGGGUGUGAUAAUGAGCAUCAAGGGCAGCUCCGGCACCAUCGUGGCCGCUAACCAGAACAACCUGGCCUUUGAGACCAGUGAGAACAUGGGUCGAACCGAGUUUGCCGAUAUGGAUGAGGUGGACUUCACCAUUGUCACAAUCAAAGGGAAGGAGAAGGCCAUCAGAGUUAGAAAGCUGAAUGAGGUUAUAGAAGAAGAACCCAAGGAGAAGGUUGAAGACUCUGCAGGAAAAGACAAGUGGAAGCCAGUGGCCUCUGUGGAGGAUGACCCUCCCCCGAAGACUGAGGCGCUGGAGGAGAUUAGCACUGUGCAGCAUGACGGAAAGGUCAUCAAGGCUGUCCUCAAGGUCUCCAGCAAGAAGCAGGAGAAGGGCCUUUUGGAGGCCUCAGUGGGUGGGACACAGAAGCAGCUAUCGUUCGGAGCUGUUGACAUUCUUACUGAAGCCACAAUGUUUGAUGGAGACAAGGUUCGUUUUAACAUCUCCACCAACAGCGAAACCAAGGAAGAGCGUGCUGUCAACGUGGAGAUUCUCACUGAGACGUUUGAGGAGUCCACAGAGCAACGCAGAACAGGCGUGGUGGUGCAAGCCGGAGAACUGUCUGGGACCAUCAAGAGUCAUCAGAGCCCCCAGCUGCUGUUUUUCCGUCUUACUGAGGUCAUGGAGAAGAACAAAUUGGAAAUCUCAGAGAAGGUGGAGUUCAGUGUCAUACCGCUUGAAACCGCUGAGGAUGGCAACCAAGCGAUUAGGAUCAAGCGCCUCAUUGAAAGUGUCUUCACUCCUGUGCCCAAGCUAGGGGGUGUGGUGGCAAAAGAAAAGAAAAAGAUGACCAUCAAACUGAUGAGAGACCCAAAAGACAUUAUCAAGGCUGUCAAAGUAGAAAACACGGAUGAGCCUAUCAAUGACAAACCUGCUUCGGAGGAGUCAGAUAAAAUGAAAGCAGUCGUAAAAACUCUGCGGUCAAAACCCGGUGGCCCUGGAUCUGGUGGCAAGAACUCAGACACUAGCCGGCAGAGAUACGGGCGCAGUGGCAGAAGCCCCAGCCUGGACCAGUUUGGUCGGUUAAAGAAAAAGCGGAGCACGAGCAGAGAGCGCAGAGAGCGGGGUAGUAGCAGCAGGUACAAGCGCAGUCAUAGCCGGAGCCGAAGUCGGAGUAGAGACAGAAGCAGAAGACGAAGGAGCAGGAGUGGGAGCAGGAGACGGAGCCACAGUCUGGAGAGAAAAGAUUUCAAAUACAGGAGCACCAGCAGCUUAGAAAGGACAUCAUCGAGAAGAAGUCGUAGCAGGGAGCGAGGCGGAAGCAGCCAGAGGAGCUCGAAGAACAGUUCUGGGAAACCUCCAGAUAGAAUGAACGAUGAGCUAGAAAGAAAGAAAAGGGAACUAGAGGCUCUCAAUGAGUUGAUAUACCGUAAGAGAGCCAUGGUCGCCAUGGAGAAACAUGUUCCCAAUUUCCUGCCAGAGGUGCGGCCAAUGGAAAAGGCCUGCUUUGACUACAAUCAUGGAAUGCCAGAGCUUCCUUCACAACUUAAACCAGGCUCUGAAAUCAAACCCAAGUCCAUUUUGAAGAAGCGUGCUGAACAUGUCACAGGGCCACUUUUCCCAAUUCAGACUGACCUCUCUAAAGCUCAACCUCUUGAUCAAAGGCUUGUGGAACAAUACGGUUACGAUGUAGAUGCACCCUAUAAACAACACUCUGUUGAACCACCAUACGCCCAAAAUUCGAGUCAGAAGUCCUAUUAUGAAUGUUCGCCCGAUAGACAUCCUAAUCCUGACUUUUCUGCCAAGUAUGAUCCGUAUGAGCAAACCUCUCCAGUUUGCCAAACAUCUCUUGACCCCCAUUCUUCAAAUCAACCUACUAUUAGCCGAGAGUCUCAGGAAAAGAGCCCCAACAUGAACGCCCAGCUCACCCGUUUCCUCAACAUCCUAAACAAAGGUGUGGAUGCUGGUGUGAUAUCCACCAUGGUUAAGGGGACUCGAGAGGAGAGUUCUGGUAGAGAAGAUGAUGGUUCCAUACCUCAAAAGCGUUAUCGUGAGUCGCGUGGAGAGAAAGAUCAGUACAGGGAUGCAUUCGGGGGAAGAGAGGAGGAGCCAGAGUCCUCGCACAGGACCUUCAUUAGAGAACAAGCGAAGACCUCGGAUGAUUAUGGAGACCCCAGAAACGAAGACUUACUGCCUCACGAGAGGGCAAUCCAGGAGAGUGGUGGCUUUUCGGGAAUUCUCGGAAUGACAACCCACAGCCAGUUCCUGAGACAACCGGAUCGUAUCGAAGAAGAGGAGGACUUCCUGUAUGGGGGUAAAGCCGCAGAAGCUAAGAAGGAGCACUAUGAAAAACCUGGGCGGUCAGACACACACCGGGAUGAUUGGAGAGCCAGCCCAGCCAGAGCCCCAUUGGAGGUGACCAGGGAGCAGGAGAGUCAUGACAAGACACAGCAUUUUGACAAAAUAAAGAGUCUGCUCCAGGCCAUCGGCCUGAACUUGGAAACCUCAGAGGUAACCAAGUUAGCGGACAGGACCCAGGAGCGCCUCUAUGGGACAAAGUCAUCCAAACACUCAUCCAAUUCCUCUGAGAGAGAGACAAAGCACUCCUCUAGGCGAGGAGAUCGUCAUCGGAGCCACACCACCGACUCCUCUGAUUCUGAGCGCCUCAGGUCAGUCUCGCCCUCUGGUUCAUCCCAGCGGGAGGUGUACCUUAGCCCCCAAGACACCUCGGAUUAUGGAGGUUUCCUUGACCCGGAAGAGGAGGCAGCCUUGGAGAAGGCUAGGCAGAUGCAAACCCUCACCAAGACCGUCAGUUCUUCGCCCCCAUGUCCCAGUCCCUCAACGCCUGGAUCCUCCCUCCCCAUUACACCUUGGGUACGUCCUCUGAAGACAAAGCCCAUCAACCCAAAGGGUUGGCCUUCCAGGGACAACAGGACCAAUUAUCUUUCGUCAUUGCAACCCUAUUUGCCCAGGCUCCCCACAGAGCUGUCUCCGUCCUUGACAAACCCGCCUCAGGUUCCAAAUAAUCAACAAGGAGCCGGGGUGUAUGACUACACCUCUCCUGUAGGGCAGUCUCCUGCUGUCACAGAUAUUCCGGUUGCAAUGACUCAGCUCACACAACAAGUGAAUAUAUUGAAUCAAGUCACUGUAUCGAAUCCCACAAGGGAUGUCUUAAAUCAAAUCCUCCAAGCCACGAGCCAGUCCAGAUGCCUAAAGGUAAUUGAAACAGUCCAAAGUGUGUCCGGUGCACAGCAGGCUUCGCCAAAACCUCUACAGAUCAAGACACAAAGCCCUGAAGCUUCUGCUGCUUUGCCUUCUCCACCACUUCAAUCACCAGAGAUUAAAGGACCACCAGGGUCAGAAGAUGACAUUAAGGCCAAGCAGAAGAAAAGGCUGGAGCAGUUUAACCUGCGGAUGAGACAGAAGAAUCAACAAAAGAUGAACGAUAAUCGCGAGAGGAAAUUGAGGAGGAACUCAACAGGAAAAGUUCCCAAAGUUACCUUUGCCAGCACCGAGCCUAGGAAUGUGUGGAUCUGUGGCCACUCGCUUAUAUAUUGGGCAGAGAUGAGGGCCAGGUCACCUGAAAUUGGCAUGCAGCUAGGCAUGGACCCCAGCAGUGUUAGGGUGUGGUGGAAGGGCACACAGGGCAUGACGUGGGCCCAGCUGCUGCCCCAGCUAGACCAACUGAAGAUGAAGUGGCCCAACCCGGACGUGGUCAUCCUGCACCUGGGUGGGAAUGACCUGGGUGCCCAUAGUCCUGAGGCCUUUCUGGCGUCUGUGAAGAAGGACCUGACCUCCAUAAAGAGCAUUUUCCCACAAUGCCUGUUGGUCUGGUCAAACAUCUUGCCCCGGACUUCAUGGAGGCACACAGAGAACAGCGAAGAAGUGGACAAAGUUAGAGCUGCCAUCAACAGAAGGAUUCAAAACAUUAUUGCUGAGCUUGGUGGCACCGCUUUGACUCAUGAAAACAUCACUUGUGGCUCUGAUGCAGGCCUCUACAGGCCUGAUGGGGUUCACCUGUCUGGUAAAGGUAUUGAUACUUUUAACUUAAACUUGCAGGACUUUUUGGAAAAGUGGGAGGCCGAAACAGUCGGUUGUCCUGAGAUGAGUUAAGAAACAGACAGUUCAUCUGUGUUUUAUGGGGGGGUGGGAUUUCUUUUCAUUUUUCUGUAAUUGUUUCCUCACUGAGCUAGAUUUACACCCACAGGUUGAUUGAGAUCUGAUGCUUCUUCCAUCCAAACAAUAUGUUGUGUAUCUACUUUGAUUUAAUGCUGUUGGUAAUUUUCUUUGUUUUAGUAUAGUUAGCAUUAUCCGAUAUUCCUUUACAAAAAUACCAGUCUUUUACUUACUGUAAACAUUUUGUUGGACAGGAAAAUAAUUAUAAUAAACUAAACAAUUGGGAAAUA
Molecule: messenger RNA, 5905 nt
Organism: Esox lucius (northern pike)
Lineage: Eukaryota; Metazoa; Chordata; Actinopteri; Esociformes; Esocidae
Exons: 18
Coding region: 276-5612 (1778 amino acids)
Source: RefSeq, a predicted model, not a curated record